This is a messenger RNA of Gossypium raimondii (Peruvian cotton), 426 nucleotides long. RefSeq names its product anthocyanidin 3-O-glucosyltransferase 4-like. The coding region runs from base 1 to 426 and encodes 141 amino acids. The transcript has 2 exons. Lineage: Eukaryota; Viridiplantae; Streptophyta; Magnoliopsida; Malvales; Malvaceae. The record is from RefSeq and is a predicted model, not a curated record.
AUGUCUAACGAACAGUUUUACAAUGAGAAGUUAAUAGUGCAAGUGGUGAAGAUUGGAGUGAAGAUUGGGGUUGAGAAACCCAUGAAAGCGCCCGAGGUGUUGGUGAAAAAGGAGGAGGUACUGAAGGCUAUAAAACAGGUGAUUGAUGGAGGAGAGGAAGGGGAAGAGAGGAAGAAAAGAGCUAAAAAGCUUGGAGAGAUGGCAAAAAUGGCAGUUGAAAAUGGAGGUUCUUCUUGCUCCAACUUGACGUCGUUGAUCCACCUCGUAACAGAAGCUAUAGAGACAAUGAGCAAUUACAGAGAUCAAGUGUGGACAGCAUUCCGAGUAGAUUAUAUCACUGCAUCGUCAUUUCAGAUGUUUAUGGCUUGUUCAGCUAUAAGUUUUACUAUCCAUGGCUGUUUCUCUGCUAUGGAUUCCCCGCGUUGA